GGGCCAGAGUCGAGCCUGGUGGGCGGCGGGAGGCACGGGGGACCCGGCCGGCGGCAGCGGUGGCUUCUGCUUCGCCGAGCCGGGACGCCGCCAUCGGCCGGCGGGCUGCACCUUCAUAGGCUGCUGCUCCCUGGGGAUCGGUGCACCGACAUCCUCCAGGGCUUUGUCACUCUCCGCCGCGGGCGGAGCCUACGGACCUGCCCUCGCACCCCGCGCGCCCAGCCCGGCUCAGCCUGGCCGUGGGAACCCCAGUGCAGCAUCCUCCAACCGCUCAUGCUGAAGCUGGUGGCGAGUGGCCAGUCUGCCGCUCAGCGACCUCAGCCUGGUCCCCCGCGAGUCGCCAGAGCCGCUCCCCACGAUGGCUGAGCCUGGGGCCCCGCGUCCCUCUUUGGCUCAGCUGGGACCGAGCCGCGCCAGGUGCCCCCGGUACCCCCGCUGAUCCGCUCCAGGCCGGGGAUAGCAGGGCCCGAGCUCCCCCACCCCUUGCCUCCCCGCCGCGCCCUUCCCCUCCGCCCUCUUUACUGCUGUUCCCCGGGGCUAGGGGCUAGGGGAUCUAGACAAAGCUCCACUUUGUGCGGGAGGCGGGCGUGGAAUGUGUGCGGCGGCGCGCGCCCCCUCCCCGCCCCGCCAGCUGCGAGUCUUGGCACCCGGAAGGGUCGCGACAGAGAAGUCGCCCCCGGCGCCGCGUCCCCCCCCCCCCCCCGCAUCCCCGAUCCCUGGGGUCCAGACUGGGAGCUCACGCGGGCCCCCUCCGCUCGCUCCAGUGUGAGUGUGCAAGGAUUCCGUAGAAGAAUUUCUUCUCUCCAAAACGGGGAGUGGGCACCGGUGCCUUGGGCCUCCUUUUCAGCAUUGCUUCAAGAGCUGUCUGGCCUCAGUCUCCCCACCCCCGGAACCCCACUUUUCUCCUCUCAGCCAUUCUAGAUCGCUGCGGAUCAUUGUUCUUGCUGCCAAAUGGGGGUGCUUUGUACAGACUGCCAAGUUGGGGUGUGUUCUCUUCAUCCAGUUUUUCUAACAAAACAGGGCUUCUAAAGCGAACCCUAGGCAACCCACCUGGCCAUCACUCCAAGCUGAUGCGCUGAUUCUUUCUUACCAAAUAGUAUUUUAUUGUAUAGGAGCCACGCCCUGGUUUCUUAAAGGCGCCCGGCACUGUUUGGCCAUGUGUUAUCUUUAUAGCGGGUGUGUGGGAAGCCUCCUGUGAGGCACUUAGUUUUCCCGCCUCCUGAUAUAUCCUCCCACCCCCAUCGAGGAUUUAGGGAUGCCAGGGGGAAAGAAGGUGGUCCCGAGUGGCAGCAGCGGUGCCUCCCCGAAUGCAGCCGCCAGUGCUGCUGCUGCUGCCGCCUCCCACUCUGGCAUUAAACGUUUGGAGACCAGCGAAGGGGCCUCAGCACAGAGAGACGAGGAACCAGAAGAGGAAGGGGAAGAGGACCUACGAGAUGGAGGUGUCCCUUUCUUCGUCAACCGAGGUGGACUGCCAGUGGACGAAGCCACCUGGGAAAGGAUGUGGAAGCAUGUGGCCAAGAUCCACCCGGAUGGAGAGAAGGUGGCCCUGCGGAUCCGUGGGGCCACGGACCUUCCCAAGAUUCCCAUACCAAGUGUGCCUACUUUCCAGCCGACGACACCCAUCCCCGAGCGCCUGGAAGCCGUGCAGCGCUACAUCAGGGAGCUGCAGUACAAUCACACAGGGACACAGUUCUUUGAAAUUAAGAAGAGCAGACCUCUGACAGGGCUGAUGGACCUGGCCAAGGAAAUGACCAAAGAGGCUCUGCCAAUCAAAUGCCUGGAAGCUGUGAUCCUGGGAAUUUACCUCACCAACAGCAUGCCCACCCUGGAACGUUUCCCCAUCAGCUUCAAGACCUAUUUCUCAGGGAACUACUUCCGCCACAUUGUGCUGGGGGUUAACUUUGGGGGCCGCUAUGGAGCCCUGGGCAUGAGCCGAAGGGAGGACCUGAUGUAUAAACCUCCAGCCUUCCGCACACUCAGUGAGCUCGUGCUGGACUACGAGGCGGCCUAUGGCCGCUGCUGGCAUGUGUUGAAGAAGGUAAAGCUGGGCCAGUGCGUAUCCCACGACCCCCACAGCGUGGAACAAAUUGAAUGGAAGCACUCGGUGCUGGACGUGGAGCGGCUGGGUCGGGAGGACUUCCGCAAGGAGCUGGAGCGGCACGCCCGAGACAUGCGUCUCAAGAUUGGCAAGGGGACAGGCCCUCCCUCUCCCACCAAGGACCGGAAGAAGGAUGUUUCCUCCCCACAGAGAGCCCAGUCCAGCCCGCACCGCAGGAACAGUCGCAGUGAGAGACGGCCGUCAGGGGAGAAGAAGCCUGCAGAGCCCAAAGCCAUGCCAGACCUCAAUGGGUACCAGAUCCGGGUGUGAGGCUGCUGCCAGCACCCCCAGGCCUCCUCUGCUUCUGGAGGCCCUGACCUACCUGCAGGAAAGAAUCUACUUCCUUCAGGCAGGGGCUGGUGAUCAGGUGGGCUAGGAGUGGGAGGCAGGAAGGAUGCCUUGCAGAUCAGCCCCAGGUGACUUCCCCUCUCACGGAGCCAAGCCCCUAACCUUGGGCCAAGAAGCAGUUAGUAUUUUAUUUGGAGUUUUAACCCUACAACUGAAGUUUAAGGUAUUUGGAGGGAAAGGCACGUGGAUAUGCUGGUAGCUGGCAAGGCUUGCUCUCUCUGCGCACCCUGUGGCUUGGGGAGGAGGGCUUGCUGGCUCUGUGGUGCUCCAAUCAGCAGUGAUGAGGUUGGCGAGCCUUGCCAGUCUGUGGGGUGAGGGUGGGGUGGGGUCGGGAUGGAGAAUCAUGACCCAGGGAAGGGAAGCAGGAUAGGGGUCCCCCUGAGAAAGGUCCAUGUAGUCCUCAAAUCAGGAACGUGGCAGAGGACACAUCUGUUUAAGAUGGAAGCCUAUGACCCAGGAGAGGCCUUGGGUCAGUGUGACUCUUGACAGCACUGAGCCCCUCCCAACACAUACACAGGCACAUAGCCAUAUGUCACCAUAGCCAGUGUGGGAUUAAGCUAUAGGCAAACAAGGAGAGGACUGUUCAGGGAAGAGUUCCUGGCCGCCAGCACACUAGACUGGUUCAGUCUAGUCUUGACUAUUGCUGCAGCCUGGGGACUCCUUGCAGAAGGGCUGGACUUUGUAGAGCACCCAGAAUCGCACUGAGGAUACCAUGACCUUAAGAAACUGCCUGGGGGUGGGGUAGCUGAGUGGGGGCCUCUAGUUGUGUGAGUGGGCUCUUCUCUCCCGUUCUAAUCGUCUCAGCCCUUGCGGGGGAAACAAGACCAGGAUGCCUAUACCCAAGGCCCACCUUCCCUGCCUUAGCUGCCCAGUUAGGCUUGGGGUGGCAGCCAACUUGAGUGGACGCAUCCGGAUCCGUGGGGCACUGGAAGGGAGGAGGCCAGGCAGGCAGCAGCAGGCGUUGUCUCUCCCCGGCCCUCAGGCAAGAGAUCCCGGAGAGGGGCUGUCAGGGCUGGGGGAGGAGACCCAGGAGCUGGGAGUGUAAGUGAGACAGUGGGAAGCAGUGCAGGAAGGGGCCGCGUGGGGCCUGCGUUCCCUGCAGCACAGACAGUACUUGUCAGGUUGCUGGAGGCUUUAAGUGACAGGAUAGCAGGAUGAGGUGACCAUGAAUGGGCUUUCCUGAGAAGCAGAGUCAGCCAGAGCAGCUGCCUUGUGACUGCAGAGGGUAGAGGGCUUGGAUAAGAGCAACCGAACUCAAAUGCCUGCAGGGCCAGUGGAUAAUGAGGAAGAGUGUUGGGGGGCGACUGUGUCCAAGAAAGAGCACACCCCGUUAAAGUGGGCUGCUGUGUUCUGCUGUUCCCACAGGGCAGACCCUAUGAGGUAGUUUGGGGGGGGGGUUGCUUUGUUUUUUUUUGUUGUUGUUGUUUUGUUUUUUUAAGGCCAAGGCUCUGAAUUAGAACAUGAAUUGUAAUUUUUAAAAAUUAACAAUCCGUUCAAGAAAUGAUCGCUAUAGGGGAGAAUAGCAGGCCUCUCGGGUAGAGAGCUUGGACUGGUUCUGGGGAGGCUCCUGUGGCACUGUGCAUGGAAAAGUGGCAGUUCUAAGUUUCCCAGAGGCAGAAAGGGCCCGCUUCCUGUGUCAUCCCCCUUACCCCACCCUACAGAGACCAUGCGUGUGGUUGCUGGCUCACCAGAGGGGGUACAAUGGGAUAGAAUGGUGAAGCUCAUGCCUGCCAGGAAAUGGAUGGUGGCUGGAAGUAGAGAGGAGGGAGGGGGAGAGGGAAGGGGAGGAGGGAUGCCUUUGCUGCUGACCUGUGUCGCACAGAGGUUGGCUGCCCAUCACACCAACAGUUCCUAGACCCAGAGCCAGGCCCGUGGAACCCAGCACAAGGAGGCAUGGGGGGCUGGCUGCUUUGUCCCUUGCAUCACCUGCUUCCUCCUGGGGUCAGAGGGUCCCUGGGAAGUGCAUAGCUUUCCCCUAGGCUAUACCCCUGGCUAGGCCCAUGGCUGGAGCCCCAAAGGAGCAUAAGACUAUUGGAUCUGCCUCAGAGUUCAGGAAGUAGGGCAGUGAUCCCCAUGUUCCUGUGCCCACCUUAAGCGGUACAAGGCUGGACAAGAUCUUUUUUGGAUCUGAACGUGGCUGCUUAUCCGUAGCCCUGUAUGUCUCUGGGAAUGUCAAGAUGUGACAGAAUAUGGGAGAAAGAGCUGUAAGGGGAUCUGGAGUUAGGUAUGUGGCCCGGGAAAGAAGGGAGCAGGUGGGUGGGGCACUGACUUGUUCCGGGUGUGGGGGAACAGUUGAUGGCCAGUGUGACCCCCCCCCCCAUGCUGUUCACCUCUCCUGAGCUAAGGACCUCCGGCCUAUGAAGACUGUCAUGGGCCACCGUGGUGCUUUUUAUUUUUUACUCUUUAGUCGUAUGUAGCAAGUCAUCCUCCCCUCUGGGGCCGUUUACACAUGCUGUGCUUUCUGGGGGCUGGCCUGGCUGGAUGGCUUCUGGCAGAGGCAGGGGCAGGGACUUUGGGGCCUUAGUGACCACCAUUGCAUCACUUCAUCUCACUUCCUGUGAGGGACAGGGAUCUGGCAGGUGUGACCCCAGGCUCCUGGCUCACACCUGCCUUAGCUUCUCAGACCCGCCCUUGGGGACUGCUGGCUGAGGAGGGUCAAGGUGAGGGCAGAGGUGUUGGUCAGAACACUGGGAAGCCGUCUUCAGAGAACUUUCCUCUCCACCCAGCUACCGGCCAGUCCUUUCCCUCCAAAACCUCACAUUCCCAUGCUCCCCUGUUCCCUCAUGCCAGCCACCCAUCCUUAGUGGGCAUGGCCAAGUGGGCAGAGCAGCAGCUCCCUGGCCCCAGACUCGAUGAUGAAGCCUAGAGACCGGGUACUGAGGAGCAGACUCAGAAAACAACCAUGGCUGAUGUCUAGUCCUGUCGUAUUACGCCCCAUCCCCUGCCAGGUGGGAUGACUUCCGGCUCAAGGGAAUAGGUCUGAUGAUAGCUGUGCAGUGGGUGCCCUGAGGACUGUGUGUAUGUAUCCCUAGCUGUCCUGCCUGGAAUGAAUUCUGGCUUAACGCAUGCCUGCCCCACCCUGACAUGCUGCCAGUGGUGUUAAGAGUGCAAGGAUGUGCAGGUGAGAACCAAGAAGCCAGAGGUGUAAAAGGCAAGGCUAUUCUAGGAGGAGUAGGUGGGAGCUAAGGGUUAACCCUGCCAGGUACCACAGCGUUCCCCCCAGCAGCUCGGGGCAGGUGGGGUUGCCACAGGGUUAGCUGCAAGUCCCCUGCUAGGACCCUCUCACUCCGUCCAGCUCAGUGCUUUGGGGUCCCAAGCCUCCUUGUUAAGUCUAAAGAGAAGUCUGGAUAUAGUCGAGCCCUGGGCCCAUAAUGAUGGACAUCCACCCCCUGUGCUUUGUCCGACUGCUGUGCUGUCCUAGAUGUCGUUACCCGUCUUUUUGUCAGUAUUACCCCCGCCUUUCACCGCAUACUGUCUCAUUCCUUUCUCACUUUCUUCCCCGAAAUGAAUAAAGUCUUCCCAGCUCCUCUUGUAUGGGCUGGCAGAAA
This is a messenger RNA of Chionomys nivalis (European snow vole), 5994 nucleotides long. It is a transcript of the gene Vash1, whose product is annotated as vasohibin 1. The record is from RefSeq and is a predicted model, not a curated record. Gene Ontology annotation, biological process: regulation of angiogenesis. Bases 1256 to 2368 code for a protein of 370 amino acids. Gene Ontology annotation, cellular component: cytoplasm. The transcript has 7 exons. NCBI's taxonomy places the organism in Eukaryota, Metazoa, Chordata, Mammalia, Rodentia, Cricetidae.